Messenger RNA from Lethenteron reissneri (Far Eastern brook lamprey), 2604 nucleotides. RefSeq names its product pantetheinase-like. Gene Ontology annotation, biological process: pantothenate metabolic process. Gene Ontology annotation, molecular function: pantetheine hydrolase activity. NCBI's taxonomy places the organism in Eukaryota, Metazoa, Chordata, Hyperoartia, Petromyzontiformes, Petromyzontidae. The record is from RefSeq and is a predicted model, not a curated record.
AAGAGCGGACUAGCUGUUGUACAUCGUUCAUCGGACAUCGUCAAAAAAACUGGCCAACGCAAGCGACAUCGACAAGCAACAAAGACAGCAAAUCUCCACCCCGUAUCGCCUCGAACAGACCCGUGACCAAACCUGUACAACCCUUCAUAACAGAAUAGCAGUGCAGGCCAGAACACCACAAUAUUCACGUGUGCAGGUGCAGUUACGUCCAAACGCCGUUGCUGAUGGAAGUCCGGGGGUAUUAUUGGUGGUGCUGGUUCGGUGUCCUCCUCACCCUGGCCACGCUAUUGGGGGGCACCCAGGGAGCUACUCAGGGCUCCACUGGACGCCGCUUCACGGCGGCGGUGUUGGAGCAUGCCGUGCUCCUGCCGUCCCCCCGCGCACAGGGGACCCUGCCCACGCGGGCAGAAGCCCUGACGCUCAUGCACAGCAACCUGGACAUCAUGGAGCCUCUCAUCCGCAAGGCGGCCAGUAUGGGAGCGGAUAUCGUGGUGAGUCCGGAGGACGGUCUGUACGGAUGGACACUCUCACGGGAAGAGGCGCAGUUCUACAUGGAGGACAUUCUCGAUCCGAGCACUCAGCCUGUCUGGGUGCCCUGUGAACAGCCUCCCAGCGCAAACGAUCUGGAACCGGGCUCGGUGCUGUCGAGGCUCAGCUGCCUGGCGCGCGACCUUAGUGUGUACCUGGUGGCGAACCUGGGCGACGGGAAGGAGUGCGACAGGGGGAGCGACCCGCGCUGCCCACCGGACUCGCGCUACCAGUUCAACACGGACGUGGUGCUGGACCGGCUCGGCCGCCUGGUGGGACGCUAUCACAAGUAUCGACUCUUCAUGGGCGAAGAUCAGUUUGACCAACCUGCUGAGCCCACACAGGUCAUCGUGGAAACAGACUUUGGGCGGCUCGGGGUCUUCACAUGCUUCGACAUCCUGUUCCGCGCGCCGGCCGUGCAACUGGUGGAGGAGGGCGCCGUCGACACGGUGCUCUUCCCCACAGCGUGGAUGAACGUGCUGCCGCACCUGAGCGCCGUGCAGUUCCACUCGGCGUGGGCCAUGGGCAUGGCCGUCAACAUGCUCGCCGCCAACACGCACAACACCACCAACCGCAUGACCGGCAGCGGCAUCUACAGCCCGGACGGCGCCCGCGCCUACCACUACGACGCCGUCACCGGCAACGGGCACCUGCUGCUCGCCGAGCUCGACGUGAGCCCGCGGGCUCCCGGGUACCAGCGGCCCGACUGGGGCCGCCACGCCUUCGCACUGGCGCCCCCCUCGCCGGGCGCCUCGUCGCCACCCUCCUUCACCGCCGACGUGUUUCACGACCCCUUCACCAUGGUGCUGCUGGCCGCCGGCGCCGGGAACGCGUCCGUGUGCCACGGGGAGCUGUGCUGCCACCUGGAGUUUGCCACGGAGGCGGCCGAGGAGCCGCGGGCAGCCGGGGAGCUGCACGCGUUGGGGGCGUUCAGCGGCCUGCACGUGGUGGAGGGGCAGUACUACCUGCAGAUUUGCACGCUGCUCAAGUGCGCCGGAGCCGAGAAGGAGACGUGCGGCCAUCCCACGAAGGAGGCAGCCACGCGCUUCUCCCGCUUCUCUCUGUCCGGGACGUUCGGCACCCGCCACGUCUUCCCCGAGGUGCUGCUGAGCGGCGUGGAUCUCGCUCCAGGGCAGUUCCAGGUCCUGGACGAUGGGCGUCUUAUGAACUCGGACGUGGGCCUGCAGGGCCCUCCUCUGUCCGUCACGCUGUUCGGCCGCUGGUACGAGCGAGACGAGGGUGAUUGCUGUGGUGGAGGCCCCAGUGGCCCCGGUUCUAUCGGACGGGGCCGCUGGCAAGUGGCGAUGCUCGGGCUCUGCACGGCGGCGGUGGCGACGCUGCUGACCGGCGUUGCGAUGCGGUGACUCAUGUGGACGGGGCGCUGAGACUCCUACUGCUGUGGAGGAGGAUGAGGAGGAAGAGACGGGAACGACGAUGGGAGAGCGAAAGGGACGAGCGAUGAAGGGGGAAGGGUGGGGAGGGGGCGCCACGAAAUGGCGUGGGGGGACGGAGCACGCUGUUAUAGGGAGAGUAACGAGACUGGCCAAUCAGAGUACUGGUCUUAACCCCAACACUAACCCCAACCACACGAGCCAACCAGACCCAAGCACUACUCACCUUAACUCGAACCAAACUCUCCAACCAGAUCCGAGUCUAACCGCUAACCUCAAGCACACUCGGCAACCAGACCUUAACCCCUAACUUCACUGACACUACUCAACGAGACCCUUUCAUUACCCCUAACCUGUCUCCAGUAGCCAACCAGACCACAACCAUAACUCUAACUCACAUGAGCCAAACACACUGGCCUAUAUUGACCGCCCACCUAUUUACUGCACCCUAGAAUCGCCACCCGUGCCCACAUGGUGAAUGAUUUCACGAGCUGUAGAAAUUGUGUUUGUUUUAAACCGAGAUAAAUUUAGUGGAGAGGGACUUCAUUAUUCAUUGCGUGUUGACAAUUUUGUAAUUAUGCUUUGUAAUGACGCUUGGCCCGAGUUGCAUGCAUUGAGAGCCCCUGCCAUUCAUGACCGCUUUCUGCCUGUUUAAUCGGUACUGAUUAAAAACAAAUAAUGUAAA